GGCACCGUGUCUGUCCCGUUAGGUGGCACCUCCCGGCCUCAUGGCCGCCUUGCCGUUCAGCCACAGUGCUGGGCCUGGAGCCUCGGGGCUCUGGGGCCUGAGCCGCUGCGUCCUGCUGCUGCUGCCGCUGCUGACCUCGGGUUAUAAAGAAAACACAUCCAUACCAGUUUGCGGCAGACCCUGGUGGUCCAAGGAUUUGGACAUGACCCGCCACUGGCCCUGGGAGGUGAGCCUCCGGCUAGAGAGUGAACACGUAUGUGGAGGGGCCCUCAUUGAACUCAACUGGGUGGUCACUGCUGCCCACUGCAUCCAAGGCACCAAAGAGUACUCAGUGAUCCUUGGCACCUCCAAGCUGAAGCCCAUGCAGGCUUCCUUGAUCCCCGUGAAGGACAUCAUCCUGCACCCCAAGUUCUGGGGCCGGACCUUCAUCAUGGGGGAUAUGGCCCUUCUCCAGCUUCACAGCCCCGCCACUUUCAGCAAGUACGUGCAGCCCAUCUGCCUCCCGGAGCCCAGCUACAACCUGAAGGUGGGGACCCAGUGCUGGGUGACUGGCUGGGGCCAGGUCAAACAGCGCUUCUCAGCUAACUCUACACUGACCACGGAGCUGCAGGAGGCUGAGGUGUUCAUCAUGGACAACAAGAAGUGUGACCAGAUUUAUCGCAAGAAGUCCUUCCUCCCCCACCUUGUCCCCCUUGUCCUGGGGGACAUGAUCUGUGCCACCAAUUACGGAGAGAACUUGUGCUCUGGGGAUUCUGGUGGCCCACUGGCUUGCGAAGUCGAGGGCCGAUGGAUUCUGGCUGGGGUGUUGUCCUGGGAAAAGGCCUGUGCCAAAGCGGAGAACCCAGGCGUGUACACCCGCGUCACCAAAUACAGCAAAUGGAUCAGGAAGCAAAUAGGCAGUGAGGCUCUCUCAGGCCCCCCAGCCUCCGCCUGGCUCCUACUCCUGCUCUGGCUGCUGCAGCCCCAGAUGGGUCCUUAGUCUCCUCUCUCCCUUCUUCUUCCCGUAUUGCCUCUGCCCUAUGGGUCCGGAUCAAGGUUAGACCAAGGUCAUGUGUCUCUAUUCAACAAGAGUCAAGGUGGGGAAAGAGGGGCCCCUGGGGAUGGGGCUCUGCAUCGGCAUCCCAGUGGGGAGAGACACAGAGGAUGACUAUGCCCUGUGUGACUCCAGGAGAAGGAAAGUGUGGCCUCGAAGGGCUCUGGAAUGGGGGACCAGGAGAGCAGGGAUUAAAUUUGUGCAAGUGUGAGCUGGCUCUGUUCUCUUUUGUGGGUGAC
Molecule: messenger RNA, 1272 nt
Organism: Lontra canadensis (Northern American river otter)
Lineage: Eukaryota; Metazoa; Chordata; Mammalia; Carnivora; Mustelidae
Product: serine protease 45-like
Exons: 6
Coding region: 41-979 (312 amino acids)
Biological process (GO): proteolysis
Molecular function (GO): serine-type endopeptidase activity
Source: RefSeq, a predicted model, not a curated record